AUGAAGCAUUCCACCACUCCACGCUGAGGUCUGAUUAGAUGCAAUGUUUGCAUUGCCUAGGCUGGGACCUAAUUUGUUAUGUCAAAGCAAUCAGUCACGGAUCAGCGUUGAAUGCGAACGAAAGCUUUAUUUGUUGAUGCUUCUUGAAUAAAGUGAAUCACAGUGAUUUUUUAUCCGAGUUUAAAUAUGUCCAAAACAGGAGAAAAUGUGCAACAAGUGGCUCUGAUUACAGGCGCCUCUGCUGGCAUUGGAGCACAAAUUGCAGUGAUGCUCGCUAAUAAAGGAAUAAGCGUUAUAGGCUUGGCGCGACGAGCGGAAUUAAUUAAAGAUUUGAACAAACAAGUAACAGGGCAUGGCAAAAUCCAUCCUCACCACUGCGAUCUAAGUAGCGAAGAAUGCAUCUUAUCUGCUUUUAAAUAUGUCCGCGAUACUUUUCCGCCGAUUACAAUACUCGUAUGCAACGCUGGCAUACUUAAGGCGAAUUUUAUUGCAGAAUCUACUGGCAAGGAAAUCAAGGAAUUAUUCGAUCUUAAUGUGGUGUCCACAUCCAUUUGUUUACGUGAAGGUCUGAAGUUAAUGCGUGCCAAUAAAACAAAAGGUCAUCUCAUUGUUAUGAACAGCACUCUUGGUCAUCGCAUACCGGAAGUACCAGUGCCACUUUUUAGUGUUUAUCCAGCAACGAAGCACGCCAUAACAGCGCUCUGCCAAACACUGCGCCAGGAAAUUCACUUCCUAAAGUUAAAUAUUAAAUUAACAAGCAUCAGUCCAGGAAUGGUAGAUACGGAAUUUUUAAGCGUUUACUCACGAGCUGUUGCCGAAUUACCUAAACUUCAAACUGAAGACGUUGCUAAGGCGGUGUUGUUUGCAUUAGAAACGCCGGACUAUGUUCAGGUCGAGGAAAUUAUUCUACAAGCAAUGAGCCGUUUUGAUAUAUAAACCCAUGAGAAAAUUGCCACUAUUUUAAUUGAACUCUUUGCUUAGAUGACAUCAGCAAAAUGUCAUUAAUGUUUAAUAAUAACUCAAAUAUUACAUUUUUUAUAAAUCAACUAACUAAUAUCCUGUUACGUUCUCUUUAAAAAAAGGGAAUAACCCUGCGAAUAAAAAGUACAUAUAUA
This is a messenger RNA of Rhagoletis zephyria (snowberry fruit fly), 1115 nucleotides long. RefSeq names its product retinol dehydrogenase B (gene rdhB). Lineage: Eukaryota; Metazoa; Arthropoda; Insecta; Diptera; Tephritidae. The record is from RefSeq and is a predicted model, not a curated record.